AUGUCGAAUAGCAUUACGACAUCCCACAACGCUGAUAUUCUUGGUGGCUGCUUCGGCAAUGCGUUCAAGGAACUGCAACCUCCAUUCCAUCUGCGUCAUGAGUUUCUGGGGAUACCCGGCCAGAAGUUCCUCGUAGUGCGCUCUCAUCUCAUUCCUCACUCUGGCCUUCACCACCUGCCAAACAUUCUCGAUCGGAUUGAGGAACGGAGAAUAUGGGCUCAAUCUCAGUAUGGUUACUCAUCGUAUCCAUCUACUGACGACAGUUCUUCCAAUCGUGUGUGA
Molecule: messenger RNA, 282 nt
Organism: Dicrocoelium dendriticum
Lineage: Eukaryota; Metazoa; Platyhelminthes; Trematoda; Plagiorchiida; Dicrocoeliidae
Source: the annotation of a GenBank genome assembly